AUGGACUUGAAUGAAUUAGAGUAUACAUACAACGAUGUUGUUGAUGGGGAAAAAUAUGUGUCAGAUAGAAAUGACACAGGGUCAAGUGAUGUCCUAAAUGAUGGUAGUGACAGUGACAAUACAUUGAAUGAAGUGGGUGAUGAUGGUUAUGAUGGUAGAAAUUCAGAUGAUGAAGAUUGGGUUAAUUCUCAAAGUGCAGAUAGUAAUGAUAACAGCACAUCUUCUGAUAAUGAUUUAGUCAAUGAGGUUGAUAAUGAAGAAGCUGUGGAUUUGAGCGUAGAUCAGGAUGAGAGUAUCCCGGUCAUGAGCACCUACAUUAAUGACUUGGAACCCACUAUUGGCAUGGUAUUCCGGACUGAUGAUGAGGCAUAUGAACAUUAUAACAAUUAUGCCAAGGAAUUUGGGUUUUCAGUUAGGAAAUACAGGGUUGAUCGCUCAAAGAUAGAUAAAGAAGUAGUAGCAAAAUACUAUGUGUGUUCAAAUCAAGGUGAGAAAAUAUAUGACAAACGGAGAAAAGUGGAUUACCAGCCUCGUGUGACAAAGAAAACUAAUUGUGGGGCUCUAUUAAAGAUCAAGAGUAAUAAUGGAUUGUGGGUGGUGGAUAAAUUUGUAAAGGAGCACAACCAUAUGUUGGUAGACAGGAAUGAGACUUUCAGACUUAGAUCACAUCAGAAAAAGCAUAGAGGUACAGUUGACCUUAUAGAACGACUCCAUAAGUGUGGGAUACCAGUUUCACUUAUAAUGAGAAUUGUAAAAGAUUUUGCUGGCAGUGAGCAAUUUGUUGGUAUAAGUGAUGCAUUUUGUCUGAAUCUACUAAGGUCAAAGCGAAGGAAAUGCAUAGGGUUAGAUUGUGAAGAAACAAUUAAGUAUUUGGAGAGUAAAAGGGCAUCAGAUGUAGGGUUUUAUUAUGAUAUCCGAAUCAAUGAAGAGCAACAACUUAAUGGGCUUUUUUGGGUGGAUGGUAGAGUACGGGAACAAUACAAGAUUUUUGGUGAUGUUAUGUAUAUGCUUUUGGGUUGUGGCCUAAUAGCUGAUGAGACAAAGGAAUCAUUUGUAUGGCUAUUUAGGACAUGGCUUCAAGCAAUGUAA
Molecule: messenger RNA, 1089 nt
Organism: Telopea speciosissima
Lineage: Eukaryota; Viridiplantae; Streptophyta; Magnoliopsida; Proteales; Proteaceae
Product: protein FAR1-RELATED SEQUENCE 5-like
Exons: 2
Coding region: 1-1089 (362 amino acids)
Source: RefSeq, a predicted model, not a curated record